Messenger RNA from Adineta steineri, 1116 nucleotides. The record is from the annotation of a GenBank genome assembly. NCBI's taxonomy places the organism in Eukaryota, Metazoa, Rotifera, Eurotatoria, Adinetida, Adinetidae.
AUGCCUGAACCAGAGAGUAAAAACAGUAUUAAACAAUCUACUCGUCCACAAACAGGAUCAUCUUUAUUUCACCGAAAAACAAUAUUGAUAUUAAUUAUCACUGCUGUUCUUAGCCUAAUAACAAUUAUUGGUAUUACAAUAAUUUCUAUAUACAUUAAAAAGGCCGAAACAUUAAUUAAUAAAACUACAACUACAACCGAUGCGUCGACAACAGUAAAUGAACCAAAAUUUAACAAAUGGAAACAAAAUGCCAUUACUGUGGCUGGUGGAAAUGAACAAGGGAAAAAAUCAAAUCAACUCGAUGACCCUACUGGAAUCUUUAUUGAUAAAAACAAAAAUAUUUUCAUUGCUGAUUUUAAUAAUCAUCGUAUUGUUGAAUGGAAAUAUAAUGCAAAGGAAGGACAAAUCAUUGCAGGUGGGAAUGACGCAGGAAAUCGAAUGGAUCAAUUGCAUUAUUCAACAGAUGUAAUUGUUGAUCAACAAAAUCAUUCGAUCAUCAUUGCUGAUCGUAAUAACAGACGAGUAAUUCAAUGGUUGAAUCAAAAGCAACAAAUUCUCAUUGACAAUAUUGACUGUUUUGGUUUAGCAAUAGAUAAAAAUGGAUUUCUUUAUGUUUCUGAUUGGCUGAAGAAUGAAGUGAGACGAUGGAAAAUGGGUGAAUACAAUGAAGGAAUUGUAAUGGCAGGUGGAAAUGGAAAAGGAAAUCAACUUAAUCAACUUAAUUUUCCUGGUUUUAUCUGUGUUGAUGAAGAUCAAUCUGUUUAUGUAUCAGAUAAUAACAAUCAUCGUGUGAUGAAAUGGAGAAGAGAUGCAAAAGAAGGAAUAAUUGUGGCUGGCGGAAAUGAUGAAGGAGGAAAUCUCAAUCAAUUGUAUUAUCCUGAAGGAGUAAUUGUUGAUGAUUUAGGUCAAAUCUAUGUGGCAGAUGCUAUGAAUGAUCGAAUAAUGCGUUGGUAUGAAGAAAAAAAAGAAGGUGAAAUUGUUGUUGGUGGAAAUGGUUAUGGAAAUCAGUCAAAUCAAUUGUUUGAUCCCAUGGGCUUAUCAUUCGAUAAUGAAGAAAAUCUUUAUGUUGCUGAUUCGGGAAAUGAUCGAAUUCAAAAAUUUGAAAUAAUUUUGUGA